AUGUCAAAGGUGCCUCAUCACAGCCGUAAAAAUACAAGUAUAGUAAAGGGAAAGAGACGGUUACGCUAUUCAAAGCAGAAAUUGACACCAGAGUCGUCACAUUCCUCUCUUGGCGCAACCACCACAUAUUCCACAUCUGCCAUUGCGAACGUUAAGACUUGUAGUAACAGCAUUCGAACUACGGAAGGUACCCUCAGUAUGAUAAGCACUCCUUGGAGCACCGAUUACAAUUCAUUCGCAUCAUUUAAAUCUACACCGAUCCAGUACACGAGAGAGUCUUCUGAGACUAUUCUACCAAAGUCUUCGAGCUCCGUAGCCGCCGCCCUUACACCCGACAACGCAUCCAUCAAGACUACGAUCACUCUGUUCAAUGUGCCUAGCGUCGACACCGACCCUCCUCGAUCAAAGAUGCACCUCCCAAAACCAACAUCUAAACAAAUUGGCUCUAAAGAUACACUGAGCUCCUGGACCAUAGAAUCCUUCACAAGCGAUGGCAUCAUCAGUAAUUCACAAAUAGUGAAACCUAAGUACCCGUGGAGUCCUAGUACAGUAUUUAGUGGUACAGACUUAUAUCCGACCACGGUAGAUACUCUCGUGUCUAGAAAAGGCAGCCGGGAGUCUUGGGCUGGUUCCGGCAGUAUAAAGUUGGGCAAUAAAAUGGCUCCCAUGAACGCCAACGAUAACAAAUCUGAGGACGACUUCAUUUUGGAUGGCAUUAUGAUAAAGACCAAAGGAGUGCCGAUCGUGUGGAACUAUCAUUAA
Molecule: messenger RNA, 762 nt
Organism: Amyelois transitella
Lineage: Eukaryota; Metazoa; Arthropoda; Insecta; Lepidoptera; Pyralidae
Exons: 1
Coding region: 1-762 (253 amino acids)
Source: RefSeq, a predicted model, not a curated record